AUGCGUUUCCUUAUCCUCGCCCUGCUCAACGCGUGGGACCAGUGCGGCGGCAAGAGCGGCGCCCACUGCCCCGGCCCAAAGUGCGUCGCCAAGCAGUGGGACGCUCACUGCUGCCCGGUCGGCUUCUCUUGCGUUCGGAACGAUGAUUACUACUUCAACUGCCAGGGUCAGAUGAACAACAACAACUGGAGCAACAACAAUAACAACCAACAACAGCAGCAGCAGAACCAGAACCAGAACCAACAGCAGCAGCAGCAGCAGCAGCAGCAGCAGCAGAACCAGGCGCAGCAAGCCCCGAUCGAGGUCGUCAAGCCCGGCCCCGCCAUUCCCAUGAAGCGCGCCACCAACGGUGACCCCGCCUACUCCGACGUCCUCGGCCUGUCCUUCAUGUUCUACGAGGCCCAGCGCAGCGGCAAGCUGCCAAAGACCAACCGCAUCACCUGGCGCGGCGACUCGGGCGUCACCGACCGCGCGCCCGACGGCCGUGACGUCAGCGGCGGCUGGUACGAUGCGGGGGACAACGUGAAGUUCAACCUGCCCAUGGCCUGGACCACCGCGGUGCUCGCCUGGUCUGUCUACGAGUUCAAGGACAACUACAUCGCGUCAAAGCAGUACACCACCGCCCUGGACAACAUCAAGUGGGUCACCGAUUACUUCAUCAAGUGUGUGGGUGACGGCACCGAAAUCGUGGGCCAGGUCGGCAACGGCAACCAGGACCACGGUGUGUGGGGCCGCCCCGAGGACAAGACCCAGGCCAACCCCGUAUACGUCCUCACCGCCGACAAGCCCGGCUCCGACGUCGUCGGCGCCAUGGCCGCCGCCCUGGGCGCUGCCUCGGUCGUCUUCCAGGACACCAAUCCCGCCUACUCUGCCCAGCUGCUCGCUGCCGCCCUCAAGGCCUACGCGUUCGCGACACAGCACGUCGGGCUGUACAACAACGCAAUUCCCGAUGCGGCCAACUUCUACCGGUCAAGCAACAUGUACGAUGACAUGGCGUGGGCGGCCACCUGGCUGGCGGUCAGGACGGGCAACGCCGCGUACAAAACUGAGGCCAAGGCGCUCUACCAGAAGCACUGGGCCACCGAGGACGGCAAGGGCGUGUGGAACAACUUUGACUGGGACAGCAACUCCUGGGGCGUGGUCGUCUUCCUGUCCCGCUGGUUCCCGGAGGACACCUUCUACAAGACCCGCAUGGCCGACUUCGUCAAGGACUGGACCCAGGGCGGCGCGUGGGUCAAGUUCACGCCCAAGGGCCUGGCGUUCAGCGGGGAGUGGGGCAGCCUGCGCCAUGUCGGCAACGCGCUGUUCCUCAUGGAGGCGUACGCCAACGGCGCCGCGGACGCCGCGCUCACCAGGAAGGUCGACUGCUUCGCGCACGGCCAGAUGAACUACAUCCUUGGCGGCGUCACCGGCCACUCCUUUGUUGUGGGCUACGGCCCCAACCCCCCGCAGCAGCCCCACCACCGCGCGGCCAGCUGCCCGCCGCUGGGCCAGCAGUGCACCUGGGACUACUUCAACAGCCGCGCGCCCAACCCCCACACGCUGUACGGCGCGCUGGUGGGCGGGCCCAACGGUCAGGACGUGUACGAUGACAACCGCAACAACUUCAUCCAGAACGAGGUGGCAACCGACUACAACGGCGGCUUCACUGGCGCCCUGGCCGGCCUCAUCAGCCCCGCCGUCAGCGCCAAGGAGUGCGGCGUCAAGUACCUGAGUGCCUAA
Messenger RNA from Monoraphidium neglectum, 1722 nucleotides. RefSeq names its product glycoside hydrolase family protein. Bases 1 to 1722 code for a protein of 573 amino acids. Gene Ontology annotation, molecular function: hydrolase activity, hydrolyzing O-glycosyl compounds; cellulose binding. The record is from RefSeq and is a predicted model, not a curated record. NCBI's taxonomy places the organism in Eukaryota, Viridiplantae, Chlorophyta, Chlorophyceae, Sphaeropleales, Selenastraceae. Gene Ontology annotation, biological process: carbohydrate metabolic process. The transcript has 8 exons. Gene Ontology annotation, cellular component: extracellular region.